This is a messenger RNA of Oryza sativa Japonica Group (Japanese rice), 1721 nucleotides long. RefSeq names its product AT-hook motif nuclear-localized protein 25. Gene Ontology annotation, biological process: vegetative to reproductive phase transition of meristem. The record is from RefSeq and is a predicted model, not a curated record. Lineage: Eukaryota; Viridiplantae; Streptophyta; Magnoliopsida; Poales; Poaceae. Gene Ontology annotation, molecular function: DNA-binding transcription factor activity; minor groove of adenine-thymine-rich DNA binding. Gene Ontology annotation, cellular component: nucleus.
CUCUCUCUUCUCCUCCUCCACCUUGCCACUACUACUACUACCUUUUCCUUGAGCGGCGCCGCGCCCCCGCCCCCGCCCUGCCGGCCAACGAGAUCGAUCGACUAUUUGCGCCGCCGCCGCCGCCUCCUCCUUCCCCUGGACACGUGGCCCGCCCGAGACGUCAAAGAGGAAGAAGACGAAGAAGCUUCGCUCCGACCAGGGGUGGGUGAGGUGAGGUGAGGGGUGGGAUCGAGGGAUCGAGAAGCUGGCGGCGAGCAAGUGGUGGGAGCGCGCCGAUGAGGGCGCCAUGGCCGGGAUGGAUCCCACCGGCGGCGGUGGCGGCGGCGGCGUGGCGGCGCACUACCUACACAUGCUCCGCGCGCAGCAGCACCAGCCACUGUCCCCGGCAGGUGACGUCAAGGCGGAGCGGUCCAUGCUGUCGCCGGAUGAGAGCCCCGGCGCGGACGCCGACCUAGGAUCGGACCACCCGACGUCGUCGGCCAUGGUGGCGGCGGAGGACAGCGGCGGCGGCAGCGGUUCGGGUGGCCCGAUGCGGCGCCCCCGCGGGAGGCCGCUGGGCUCCAAGAACAAGCCCAAGCCGCCCAUCAUCGUGACGCGGGACAGCCCCAACGCGUUCCACUCCCACGUCCUCGAGGUCGCCGCGGGAACCGACAUCGUCGAGUGCGUCUGCGAGUUCGCGCGCCGCCGCGGCCGCGGCGUCUCCGUGCUCAGCGGUGGCGGCGCCGUCGCCAACGUCGCGCUCCGCCAGCCAGGCGCGUCGCCCCCGGGCAGCCUGGUCGCCACCAUGCGCGGCCAGUUCGAGAUCCUGUCCCUCACGGGCACCGUCCUCCCGCCGCCCGCGCCGCCCAGCGCCAGCGGCCUCACCGUCUUCCUCUCCGGCGGGCAGGGCCAGGUGGUCGGCGGGAGCGUGGCCGGCCAGCUCAUCGCCGCGGGGCCAGUCUUCCUCAUGGCCGCCUCGUUCGCCAAUGCCGUCUACGAGCGUCUGCCACUCGAUGGGGAGGAUCCGGAGGCAGAGGCUGCCGCCGCCACCCCUCCCGGCGAUGCGGCGCAGCCAACCGGCCCACCACCACCGCAGCAGCAGCCCACAGCCUCGCAGUCCUCUGAGGUGACCGCCGGUGACGGCGGCGGCGGCGGCGGUCUCGGCAUGUAUCUUGGAGGCCAUGUGGGAUCCUACCAGCAGCAGCAGCAGCAACUUCCCGGACCAGGAGACAACUUCGGUAGCUGGAGCGGCAGCAUCAGGCCGCCGCCAUUCUGAUCCAAACACCUCAAAUCAAGCUCUCCCCCAACAACGCCAUGCAUGUCUAAAUCCUCACAAGAUUCACUCCAAGAAGACGAAGCUGAGUGAGAGUGAUGGAUUUCAUUUCAUCUCAUCAUUUGUGACAAUGCAUUCAUUUUUUUUUGUUGUUGAAGGCUAUACAUCUUGCAAGAUUACAAGUUAAUCGAGGCGCAUGCAUUCUUGAUUGGAGAUGUGGAAGAAUCUCUUGCAUUGCAGAAGUACUAAUAGAAUCAACAUUGGAAGGCAGAAUUUUUUUUGGCUGGAGAUGGAGGGAGGUCAGUCAAUUAGUGCAAGGAACUGAACAAGAUCCCGGUAAGGCAGGUUAGUAGGACCCCGGUGUUUAGUGGUUCAUCCUGUAGACUUUUGAUCAAGAAUGAUGCUUGUCAUGACCUUUUACUUAAAAACUUUCCCUUGGAAUGAUGCUUGUUAUUGCUUUUCACUACAA